AGCAGUAUCUGUGCGAGAGGACAGUGAGACACUGACACCCAGUGGUUUGAUGGUAAAAAGAGUGUUUAUAGUAAAACUUGCUCAUUUUACAUUUCUUCUGUUGUUUUUGCCUGAUAUUUUGCAACUUGGCUACACCUGAUGGACCAAAGCAGCAAAUACAUGUACAAAAGGGAGGUAGGAGCAGAACUCGUGGGUAUUUGGGUGAAAGUGUGUGACUAGUUGGUGGUGUGAAGGUGUUACACAACAAAGGCAAAGAGGCAAACAGUGCCUGUGCCGGGAGGGCUGUUACCGGAUCCAGCAGCCAUCCAGAACUGAUGGAACAGAACGCUCCGUUAGGAAAACCUGCCUCAACCUCCACAGAACACGAGGGCUUGUCUUACCUGUACAGAAACAAUCACUGGGCUGGCUGACAAAGUCCCCUGGGACAGGAGAUCCCUCCUGUUCACUGCCCUGCUGGCACUCACAGCCAGCAGCUGCAACAGCCAGGGGACACUGGUAGCCACAGCCAGGGACAUUGGUACCCACAGCCAGGGGACACUGGUAGCCACAGCCAGGGACAUUGGUACCCACAGCCAGGGGACACUGGUACCCACAGCCAGGGGACAUUGGUACCCGCAGCCAGGGGACAUUGGUACCCGCAGCCAGGGGACAUUGGUACCACCAGCCAGGGGACAUUAGUACCCGCAGCCAGGGGACAGCCGUACCCACAGCUAUGGAACAUUGGUACUCACGGCCCGAGUCCAUCAAUGCUCACGGCCAGGGGACAUCGGUACUCACAUCCAGAGCACCCCGGUACUCGGAGCCCACGGGUACUCACAGCUAGCGGCCAGGGGAGCCACCGCAUCCGCGCGUCGAGCCUCAGCAGGUAGAGCAGCAGAAAGAAGACGAUGAUCACCGUGUCCAGGCCGGCAUACGCCGCGUAGAACAGCUGCUCGCCCGCGGUCAGGAAGCGUAUGAAGGCGGCCAGCGCCACCAUCUGCGGGACAGGAGGGGACGGGGUCAGCGCCGGCCCGGGCCAUGCCGCGGGCCCCGGGGCCGCCCCAGGCCGUACCGUGCGGGCGAUCUUCACCGCGCACCACGCCGAGCGGGGGAAGGCCCGGUCCAGCGGCAGCCGCGUCGGGCCGGCAGCGCUGCCGGGGCGGUGCCCGGCGGGACUGGCACCCCGGGACGGCCCCUCCAGCCGGCCGGCAGCGCUGCCGGGGCGGUGCCCGGCGGGACUGGCACCCCGGGACGGCCCCUCCAGCCGGCCGGCAGCGCUGCCGGGGCGGUGCCCGGCAGGACUGGCACCCCGGGACGGCCCCUCCAGCCGGGGAGAUCCCGGAGCCGAUCCCGCAGGUGAUCCCGGUGCCAUCGCCAGCGCUGAACCAGCCCCGCCUCAGAGCGCCUCAGGGGCGGAGGAAGUGAUGGGGCGGCGGCGGAAGGGCCGGAGCGGGGCGGAGCCGGGUCCGGUGCGGGUCCGGGCGGCAGCGGGAUGGGCAAUGUGGCGGCGGGGCGCGGCCUGGGCCUGGGGCCAGCGGGGCGCGGGCAGCGCCGUCCCCGGCCCCUCAGCGGGCGGGCCCCGCGCCGCUACCGGCCAUAAGCAUCUGAUUAAAAAAGAUGCUAGAAAGAGAAUUAUCUGUAUCGAGGGCAACAUUGCGAGUGGAAAAACAACAUGCCUGGAUUAUUUUGCACAAACUACCAGCACUGAGGUUUUGAAGGAACCUUUGACCAAGUGGAGGAAUGUUCGAGGUCACAAUAUACUGGGCUUAAUGUACCAGGAUGCAUCGAGGUGGGGAAUAACUCUGCAGACCUAUGUCCAGCUAACCAUGCUGGAGCAGCACACCAGGCCCAUGAUUUCCCCCAUAAGGAUGAUGGAGCGGUCGAUUCACAGUGCAAAACACGUUUUUGUGGAAAACUUGUAUCGAAGGGGAAAAAUGCCAGAGGUGGAUUAUGCUGUCCUGAGUGAAUGGUUUGACUGGAUCCAGAACAACAUCGAUGUUUCAGUGGAUUUGAUAGUUUAUUUGCAGCCAUCUCCUAAAGUUUGUUAUGAGAGGCUAUAGACACGAUGCAGGGAAGAGGAAAAAGUCAUUCCUCUGGAAUAUUUAGAGGCUAUUCACGAGCUCUAUGAAGAGUGGCUCAUUAAACGUGCACUGUUUGAAGUUUCCUGCCCAGUACUUGUCAUUGGAGCUGACCAUGACGUGCAGAAAAUGAUUGAGAAGUACGAAGAAAACCGGGACCAAAUACUGAACCCACCGAACAGACAACACCAUUUAUAAAGCCCGUGGCUGUUGUAUCAGAAAUCAUCUACUGAAGUCUGAGUUAGUAUUUUUAGUAUUUAAAUAUAAUGGCUAUUGUUUUUGCACUAUGCUUUGUAGAAUGCUAUGGACUUACAGCUUUGAAAUGAUCAGAUGCCAAUCAGGAACAGAACAUGAGCCAGUUCUCUUUGUGUUUUUAGGUUUUCCAUCAGUUUUACUGUGUCAGUUUUGUUCAGCUGAAAUACGGCUGUUUCCCUCAUUUCCCACUUUGCUGCUGCUUCCCAGAAGUAACUUUAAUGUCUUCUUUUUUUCCCUAAAGACAACUGUUUUUGUAAUUUGAAAUAAAGGGUUUAUUACAAUGGC
Molecule: messenger RNA, 2597 nt
Organism: Prinia subflava (tawny-flanked prinia)
Lineage: Eukaryota; Metazoa; Chordata; Aves; Passeriformes; Cisticolidae
Product: thymidine kinase 2, mitochondrial-like
Exons: 10
Coding region: 954-2039 (361 amino acids)
Cellular component (GO): cytoplasm
Molecular function (GO): deoxynucleoside kinase activity
Source: RefSeq, a predicted model, not a curated record